AUGCCGACACAAUAUGGCAACUUUGGUGACUUCUGUCGCGAUUCGACAUUACCAGUCUGCAAUAUCGUGACAAGAGAAUCGAACCAACCGCCUGGCCCCCCAUUCGGCGGAUGCGCCCUGCUCGGCAUCUCUCUCUCGAACGGUCGAUACCUCUCGAAUCUCGGAUCGAUCCUUGUCUGCGGCAUCGCUAUCCUAGCCGCCGUCUUCCUGCUAUGGCGAGCAGAAAGAAAAGCGGCCGCUGUCGGUCGAAGAGAAAUACAAUUGUUCCUCAUUGGCUACCUCGUCAUAUCGAUUUGUGAGAUCUUCAGCCAAGGACACUUCCCUCUCGACAGCAAUGUAAGGAAGGGCUUUUCAGCUGCUCAUAUCGCUGCGAUAACGGCAACGACAUGGAUACUCCUCAUGAAUGCGCUUGUUGGCUUUCAGUUACUAGACGACGGCACCCCGGUAUCCUUGGCCUUGAUUCUCGGAUCUGCGCUCGCCAUCUUCAUCGGCACCGGCUACAUUGCACUCGACACGGCUUUCGAAUGGACAGGCUACUGGUCAAGCACGCUCGACGGUCCCGAUCACAGGGGAUACGCGCUUUACACCCUCUACCAGCUUGCUCCGCUGGUGUUCCUCUUCCUGUUCUUCGUUCUCGAAACCAUUCUGGUGCUACGGAUCCUCGGCGAGGUCAGGCCCAUGAUCUAUCUGGUAGCAGCUGUGAUUUUGUUCGCCAUCGGCCAGAUCUUCCAGUAUGUCAUCUCGGUACACAUCUGCAACCCAACCAAUGGCAAAAUUAACGGCGCCUUCUUCGAGACUCUGUUCACAUUGCUGUCUGUUAUUGCGAUAUGGGUGUUCUGGUCGAGUAUCACCGAGGACGACUGGCCGAUCACGGGUUGA
Messenger RNA from Cyphellophora attinorum, 879 nucleotides. Its product is annotated as Chitin synthase export chaperone. Gene Ontology annotation, cellular component: endoplasmic reticulum membrane. Bases 1 to 879 code for a protein of 292 amino acids. The record is from RefSeq and is a predicted model, not a curated record. Lineage: Eukaryota; Fungi; Ascomycota; Eurotiomycetes; Chaetothyriales; Cyphellophoraceae. Gene Ontology annotation, biological process: protein folding. The transcript has 3 exons.